Cyclopterus lumpus (lumpfish) is the source of this 5459-nucleotide messenger RNA. Its product is annotated as AP-2 complex subunit alpha-2-like. Gene Ontology annotation, molecular function: clathrin-cargo adaptor activity. Lineage: Eukaryota; Metazoa; Chordata; Actinopteri; Perciformes; Cyclopteridae. The record is from RefSeq and is a predicted model, not a curated record. Gene Ontology annotation, cellular component: AP-2 adaptor complex; membrane coat. Bases 177 to 3047 code for a protein of 956 amino acids. Gene Ontology annotation, biological process: clathrin-dependent endocytosis; intracellular protein transport. The transcript is spliced from 23 exons.
GUACGGAACGCGGCCGCAGCCUUUCUGGUUCCUGUCUCCGUCAUAUAUCGGGGCUCCCUGUCGGACACAGUGCCUUACCAGCCGCCUUAGCCAACUUUGAAACAAAGUUACUCCCCACAGCCGGACUGUUUGACACGCAGAAGAGAACGCGUCCCACCAGCGGGGAGUGAACAAACAUGCCUGCGGUUUCUAAAGGGGACGGGAUGCGUGGCCUGGCCGUGUUCAUUUCGGACAUCAGGAACUGUAAAAGUAAAGAGGCCGAGGUUAAGAGGAUAAACAAAGAACUGGCCAAUAUCCGCUCCAAAUUUAAAGGAGACAAGGCUCUAGACGGCUACAGUAAAAAAAAGUAUGUCUGCAAGCUGCUCUUUAUCUUCCUUCUGGGCCAUGACAUCGACUUCGGACACAUGGAGGCCGUCAAUCUCCUCAGCUCCAACAAGUACACAGAGAAACAAAUUGGUUACCUGUUCAUCUCCGUGCUGGUGAACUCAAACAGCGACCUGAUCCGUCUGAUCAACAACGGCAUCAAGAAUGACCUCACCAGCCGCAACCCGACCUUCAUGAACCUGGCCCUGCACUGCAUUGCUAAUGUGGGCAGCAGAGAAAUGGCCGAGGCUUUUGCGUCUCAAAUCCCCAGCAUCUUGGUGGCAGGGGACACGAUGGACAGCGUAAAGCAGAGUGCGGCGCUGUGUCUGCUACGGCUCAACAGGACGUCCCCUGACCUAGUUCCCAUGGGUGAAUGGACGGCACGAGUGGUCCAUCUACUCAAUGAUCAGCACCUGGGAGUGGUGACCGCGGCCGCCAGCCUCAUUACCACUCUAGCCCAGAAGAGUCCCGAGGACUUCAAAACCUCCAUCUCACUGGCGGUGGCCAGGCUCAGCAGGAUCGUGACCUCGGCGUCCAUCGACCUCCAGGACUACACGUACUACUUUGUUGCCGCGCCGUGGUUGUCCGUCAAAUUGCUGCGCCUGCUGCAGUGCUACACUCCACCCGAGGAUGCGGCUCUGCGAAGCCGUCUGACGGAGUGUCUGGAGACCAUCCUCAACAAAGCUCAGGAGCCGCCCAAGUCAAAGAAGGUUCAGCACUCCAACGCGAAGAACGCCGUGCUGUUUGAAGCCAUCGCCCUCAUCAUCCACCACGACAGCGAGCCCACCCUGCUGGUACGAGCCUGCAACCAACUGGGCCAGUUCCUGCAGCACAGGGAGACUAAUCUCCGUUAUUUGGCUUUGGAGAGCAUGUGCACGCUGGCCAGCUCUGAGUUCUCCCAUGAGGCGGUGAAGACGCACAUAGACACCGUGAUCAACGCUCUGAAGACGGAGCGAGACGUGAGUGUUCGCCAGCGGGCUGUAGACCUGCUCUAUGCCAUGUGCGACCGCAGCAACGCCAAGCAGAUCGUGGCGGAGAUGCUGAGCUACCUGGAGAACGCCGACUACUCGAUCCGAGAGGAGAUAGUGCUUAAGGUGGCGAUCCUGGCAGAGAAGUACGCUGUGGACUACACCUGGUACGUGGACACCAUUCUCAACCUCAUCCGCAUGGCCGGCGACCACGUCAGCGAGGAGGUGUGGUACCGCGUCAUCCAGAUUGUCAUAAACCGAGACGAAGUCCAGGGCUACGCUGCCAAGACUGUCUUUGAGGCGCUGCAGGCUCCCGCCUGCCACGAGAACCUGGUCAAGGUGGGGGGUUACAUCCUGGGAGAGUUUGGCAACCUUAUUGCGGGUGACUCGCGCUCCAGCCCUCUGGUCCAGUUUGACCUCCUCCACUCCAAGUUCCACCUGUGCUCCGUGCCGACUCGGGCGCUGCUGCUGUCGGCCUACAUCAAGUUCAUCAACUUGUUUCCCGAAGUGAAGACCACAAUCCAGGAGGUCCUGCGCUCCGACAGCCAGCUUCGCAACGCCGACGUGGAACUCCAGCAGAGAGCCAUCGAGUACCUGAGGCUCAGCUGCAUUGCCAGCACCGACAUAUUGGCCACGGUCCUAGAAGAAAUGCCCCCAUUCCCAGAGAGAGAGUCGUCGAUCCUGGCGAAGCUGAAGAGGAAGAAGGGCCCUGGCAUCCUGCCCGACAUCGACGACACCCGAUGGAACGGGAACGGCAACGUCGAGCACAGCGAGAGCGUUGAAGGCACGAACAAGUCUUCUCCUUCACUGAUGGCAGACCUUCUCCCCACCAACAGACCCCGCCCUUCCUCCUCUAGUCCCACCAUGCUCUCUGCUGGGACCAUGGGUUCCGCCCACCCCUUCACAGACCUGCUAAAUCUAAACUCUGCCCCUUCAGCCGGAGCCAGUCUGCUGGUUGACGUCUUGUCCGACAGCUUCAGCCCUGCAUCCCAAGAUGUGUCUGACGAAAACUUCUCCAGGUUUGUUUGUAAGAACAACGGCGUUAUCUUUGAGAACCAGCUGUUGCAGAUUGGACUGAAGUCUGAGUACAGGCAGAACCUGGGUCGCAUCUACGUGUUCUUCGGCAACAAGACCUCCACCCAGUUCCUCAGCUUCUCCUCAUCGGUCAUCAGUAGUGACUCUCUCAAGACUCAGCUGAAUAUCCACGCCAAGGCGGUCGACCCCACGGUAGAAGGCGGGGCUCAGCUCCAGCAGAUCCUCAACAUCGAGUGCGUGUCGGACUUCACAGAUGCACCGGUGCUCGACAUCCAGUUCAGAUACGGUGGAGCUCUUCAGAACAUUGCUGUGAAACUCCCCGUGAUGCUCAACAAGUUUUUCCAGCCCACAGAGAUGAAGUCCCAAGACUUCUUCCAGCGCUGGAAACAGCUCGGAGUUCCUCAGCAAGAGGUUCAGACAAUCUUCAAAGCCAAACACCCGAUGGACACGGAUGUGACCAAUGCCAAGAUCUUAGGUUUUGGUGUCGCUCUGCUGGACGGGGUAGAUCCCAAUCCAGCCAACUUUGUCGGAUCCGGAGUCAUUCACACUAAGAGCACUCAGGUGGGCUGCCUCCUCAGACUGGAGCCCAACGCACAAGCAGAGAUGUACCGUCUCACCCUCCGGACCAGCAGGGAGUCCGUGUCUCAGCGACUGUGUGACCUCCUCUCUGACCAGUUUUAGACUUGACGCAGCACCAGUAUUUCUACACUUUUCACUCUCCGAGUCUCUCUUUAGAUAGAAUUGAUGUAUUGUACAGUGUAAAUUCUUUUUCUUUUUUUUUAUUUGACUAAAUCCACAUGUAAAUGAAGUGAAAUGUAUUUUCCGCUCAUAACUUUACUAAUAUAUCACUGCUUUAAACCUGCCUUGUGUAAACACACUGAGCACCUUAGCCGAGAUGUUGCGGACAGUAAAAAAAAAAAAAAAGGCUCAGAAUGCUUUUCGGCAGCGUUCCUCCGCUCCACAGUUCUGAAAAUCGUGUGUUUUAUUUAUCGGAUACUGCCUUUCACGUUCAGACGUUUUGAAGAGUUUGCAUGGAAGCAUUAUUGAGAUUGAGUUAGUUGAAUGUCUCAGUAGCUUUGUAAGCUUACCAGUGAUCUCAGUUGGCCUUUCUAUGACACCUUUGUGUUCAACAAAAAAAAAACAAAGAUGCACCGAACUGGGAAGCUUUCCUCAACUUCUCGACCAUUUUGCACUCGAUAUCAAAAUAAAAUAAAUAAAUAAAAAGGUAUCACAAGUAGAGCUACGGAAAGAGAAUGGAGCAAGAACAAAAAAUAAAUCCUUUGAUCCGUUUUCUAAGUCUGCUCUAAAUAGUUCUCUCCUUUGCUUGAAAAAAUAGUUUUGUCCAAGAUGAUCUUUUAAUAAUUAAAUAAAACUCACCUGGAAGAAAACAUUAAAGCGUUUUAGUGAAGACGAACCGCUCAGAACUUGAAAAGGUUUAAGGAAAACAAUUUGGAUCAGACUUGUUAGAUCGGGGAACAAAAGAAGGAAAAGAAAGUCCUCAUUUCUCUCCCGGGGCUUCCCUACAGAUAGAUUUAGACGAGAUCAUCUUUAAUUGUCAAUGAUUUCACUAAUUUUAGACAUUGGUCAUCUCAGGAGAAAAACCUACGCUUUGCAUCAUAUAUAUAUAUAUUUUUUCUUUUGUGCAAAAAAAAAAAUAAUUUUGGUGGUGGGAUUUUUGAGCUACACUGCACGAAGUUUAUACACAGAAUUCAGGCGCUGCGAUAAAACGGCAAAGAGAAUCAAUGUAGAACACUAGGUAGGAAACGGAUAUAGAUCUGUGACCGUAGGAUGUCAACCGUAGGAUCCCCCCCCCUUCCACUAGCUGCGCUCUCUAUUUGUGCCUGUGGAAUUCUGUUACACUCAACAGAACAAAACCUUCAAAUAGUAAAGGGUAAUAUUUCAUUCACAUAUACAUAUAUAAAUAUAUCUAAUUUUACCUAAAUGCAUUUAUUCACAGAACACUGCCAAACUGGUAAUAUUUCAAUAACAUGGUGUAUUUUCUGUUUUAUAAAAUGUACUCUUCUCAUAAUCCUCGAUUGCGUAUUUGAUGCUUUGCGUGAAGACCGGCUGUCCGAAGGCAAAAAAGAAAAUUGUCCCACCGCCGCCGGGGUUGGUUAUCUGCGACAGCCCAUAAAAUGGCAACUUGUCACUUUUACGCUGCUUUUCUUGGUGCAUAUUACACAAACAAAGAUUGGUGGAUUUAAAAUAAACAAAUUGGAUUGAGCUACACUAAGCUAACAACGUCUGGCUGUAGCUUUAUAUUCACAAGAUAACAGCAAUAUUGAUUGUCUUAUCCAACAACAAGCAAGGGUCUGUACCAAAAUGUGAAACUACUCUUCAAAGAGCUUUUGUUGUGAAUAUUGAUGAAAGAUGGAUAGAAUACGAGUAAGGGUUCUUUAAGGAGCUUCACUUUGUCGCCGUGUUUCAGCAAUGGCUAAGGGGCCAUAUCCAGUUCUCAGUUCACGUCUUGUGUAUUAUAAUAAUACAAGACGUGAACUGAGUGUGUGUGUGUAUACGUGUGUGUGUGUGUGUGUGUGUGUAUGUAUACGUAUACAUUUGAUAACCUGGGACUUGUUUUCAUAUCUAUUUUUUUGGUGCCCAGCUUGAUACCAGGGUCCCAAUGGGGCCACCAAAACACGAGCCACUCGUCAGCCUCACGGUCUGCUGUGAAAAACUACUUUCAUUGUUCACUAAGAGCUCCAUUGGACCCAAAGCGGCAUUCAAGUGGAGGAACAAGACGAUGCUAAACUACACUUCAGAUAUUUGGGCCCCCAACCAUGACAUUAGGGACCUCAUUUGGGUCCUUGGUACUAUAACCAGACCACACUCGGUGCUUACUAUCAGUUACUGUACUGCUUUACUACUUUACACAUUGUCUCAGUGCUGCUCUUUUGUUUUGUUUUUGUGCCUUCUAACAUGUGUUUCAGUCUCUGCGCCAGGUGGCUGGAUAUCUUGUUGCUAUUUCAAUGUAAUGUCAUUUCAACAUCCAAAAGUUGGCCUUUGUAAACAAAUUAAAAUAUAUACUUGCUUUUUAAUGGAAAAAAACGCAUUAAUUAUACUCUAGCAUUAUACAAUAAAUUCAAAAUCCCUCAA